ACUGAACCAAGUCGGUCACCGACUUUUGUGCCGCUCUGGGUCUGUCUUGAUGAACAAAUCGCGUGGUGGUGGUUCGAAAGCCUUGAUAGGCUGGCAUGAAGGCCAAAGAUGGGGAGCGACCGGCGGAGAGAUCGGCGGCAUGCACGGUCUGUGGCAAGACUUUUGCACGCUCUGACACUUUGUUGCGGCACGAGAAGAAUCAUCAUGCAUCUCAAGAUCGCGGCCCUGUUCACCGUGUCACGAAUGACACUUUCCGAGCCUGUCGCGGUUGCGCAACUGCCAGAUCCAGAUGCUCGGGGUCAGUGCCGUGCGGCAGGUGCACUAUGAGAGGCAUCGACUGCGUCUAUCCGAACAAGCGCCGCAAAGGUUCCUCUCCUAGCGUGCCUGGCGCAAACGGCUUUGGCGACACGGCCCAGAAGCACCAUCGUUCUGGUCAUUUCGGCGAAUUGGUCUUUGCUGCCAAUGAGCCUAUGCUGGUACAUCAAGACGUCCAGAAUAUUGCCAGAAAAUCGUCGAUGUCGACAAGCGUGCUCGACUCGGUGACUCAGCCAGGAUCGACGGAAACACAUGCGCCACCGACUUUCCCCCCAGCUUUUGACUCGAGGCAGAUGCCCAUUUCACAAGGUGGCCAACUUGGUCUGGGCCUGGAUGCGAUGAACUCCAUCACCAGCGAAAUUCACCAGCCAGCUUCCUUUGUCAACGCUCCGAUGACGGGUUUCGACAAUGCGUUUGUGGGAGGAGCGGCGGCUUAUGAUUAUACCUCGUUUGACGAGCCUCUGAACUGGAUACCGCCGUCGAUUUACCCAUCACCCUACGAUGCGGAGCUCGAACAGGAUUUCUCCUUCAUCCUACCACCGUUGUCCGCCACACCAAAUCUUGGCACCGACUAUAACAUGCCCAUUUCUCUGGAUUCAGCCGCCCAGAUAUUCCAAGUCCCGACGAACAUUUCCCAAGAUACCUUGGAAACCCAAGCAUUUUCGGCUUCGUUGAUGGCUCUCGACCAAAGUCCUGUAUCAUCAGGCAGCGAUAGCAUGAACAUGGCCAAACCGAACAACACUGCCUCGACCGCAUCUGAUACCAAACGCAAGAAGCGCAAAGCCUCCUUCGUUCCCGAUCAAUUCGACAAGCCUAGAAGAGCACAGACCUCUUAUGCAUUUCCUGACCCAUCAGAAAGCUCCAGCACGACUGCCACCACAGAAGCUCAAGACCACUGCCUGCCUGCCACGUAUGAGGCCAUCGUUGACCGCUUCAAAAUAUUGUGCCUUGCCACGGAAAAUUGCUUCGCCCGGGUGUACUAUCCAGAUAUGGUUACUUUCAACCAUUGUCUCAACCUGUACUUUGAGCACUUCCAGCCUGCUUGUCCCUUGAUUCAUCAACCAUCUUUCGGGCAUUCGACCCAUUGGCUGGUGGUCCUCGCUGUCGCUGCAAUUGGUAGUACCUUCUCCAAAGCUUCUCGUGCUUUGGACUUGAGAGAAGCAUUCCAAGAGUUUUUACGUCGUGCCGUUCAACGAGUGGCUGAUGGCAUCCCUGACGACUCUUUAGGUAUUCCUCUGGCACAGGCCCGAAUCCUGAAUUUGAUUGGACUUGUCCAGUCCGAUCGUGAUCAAUUGCGUUCACAGGCGCCACGAUAUCAUGCAGACCUAUCGCGCUGGUGCUUGGAAUCUGGUGUGCUUCAACUUCCUGACCUCGGCGAUAUAACAGAUGGGGAGCCUAACACUGCCAACACCGAUCAAUGGCAACUAUGGCAGAAAUGGAUCAGAAUUGAAUCACUACGACGAAUUGGCUAUCUAGCCUGGAUGAUGGAUUGUUGUUUGGGCUACAUGGCUAAUGCACGACCACUGUGUAACAUGGACGACGCGAGAACGCGGCUGCCUUGUGCAGAGUCUGUAUGGAAUGCGCAAUCAGCCGAAUCAUGGGCUCAAAUCAUGUCCAACGUCCCGGAGACGCCUUCCUUGUGUGCUGCACUUGAGAUAUUGUACAACAAGAAGAAAAUCGAUCCCAGCUACAGCGAAUUGUCACAGACGUUGUUGAUCCACGCCCUUUACCUACGUACUUGGGAAGUAGGGACUCAUAUCAAGCAGCCACUCAGUGAGUGGGUACCAACUGGAAAAGCUCGUGGCUUCUUGAAUACACCUUCGAAAGACAACUUUUGGUUACCACUUUAUCCAUUGUACGCCAACUGGAGAAACAGUGCAUGCGAUUGUCUUGACGUGUUGAAUUGGCAAGCAUCGAGUGUCGUUGCAAAUGCUUCGGGAGUUGAGCAUGGGGUCAUGCUUCAUCUUCAUCUUGCGCGCAUCAUUCUCUUGACCCCCUUCCAGGAAAUCCAGGACCUGAUGUUCUCGCUGAUCGGGAAGGUCGGCAACUCGGCCAAAGCGUCCUUCUACGUACACGAUGGCAGCUAUCAGCCACGUAACAGCGCCAAACUGCCUCAAAUCCGCAAAAUCACAUGGCGCUGGCUGAGAGAAGAUCAGCACAAGGCGCGUCUCGCCAUGAUUCAUGCAGGGUCAGUCUUCUGGUACGUCCGUCGGUAUUCGUCAACGAGCUUCUUCGAGCCGAUUGCGGUGUAUUUGGCUACAUUGGUUUUGUGGACGUAUGGUUCGUACAAAUCUACCGCACUGGAUCGUGAUGCGGCAGCGGCAGGUCAGAAGCCUGAAGGAGGUCCGAGUGGACCAGACGCUGGAGCCGCCAUUCAGCCAUCACGUGUGGAAAGGAAGGAACGCCCAGUCAAGUUCAUGAACAAGGCUGCGGGCCAGACAGACAACGCAUCUCAACUGCAAUCCUCCACCUCGCCUCAUACUAAAUUUUCAGAUCUCGAUACUAACCAGUCGCCCGACACUGAAAACGGAGUUGAUCCGUCAGCAUCUUCACCUCUCCACGACUCCGACUCGGACGGUGACGAGACAUCCUCUUCUAAUGAGCAGCCUGAAUUUAUACACCUGGACCGACCGUGCGAUGACGAAAUGGUGCAGCACUUUGUGCGAAAUGGACACAACAUGUCAGGACACAUGAGCAACGUUGGCGAUAUAUGCAAAACGCCACAGAAGGUUCUCCUCGAAGGGGCCAAGCUGCUCCGGACACGAUUGUCAUGCUGGGGCGUUAGCAGGGAAUACUACGACAUACUGAUGAAGCUGGCCGAGUUGAGGAAGGCAGGAUAAUCCAAUGCCGUCGCAAUCUAUUUCCA
Molecule: messenger RNA, 3181 nt
Organism: Exophiala viscosa
Lineage: Eukaryota; Fungi; Ascomycota; Eurotiomycetes; Chaetothyriales; Herpotrichiellaceae
Exons: 2
Coding region: 96-3155 (1019 amino acids)
Biological process (GO): regulation of DNA-templated transcription; DNA-templated transcription
Molecular function (GO): DNA-binding transcription factor activity, RNA polymerase II-specific; DNA binding; zinc ion binding
Source: RefSeq, a predicted model, not a curated record